CCAUAGAUCACAACUCACUCGAGCAUUAUCUUGUUUAGGGUUUCCCCUCUGCACUGUCAAUGUUCCUAGCCGGCUUAGGUGCCUCUGGUUGUAUGAUAAAUCAAUGGCAACAUAUCGGCAGCGAUGGCCCUGAUAAGGGGGAGUGCGGCGGCGUCCAGAUGCUUCUCCGAUUCGGUCGGCACAGUCAACCCCGAGGCCCUGGUUGGACAAAUAGUGGGACACGCCGAUCAGGAAGUGUUCAAGACAAUAACAAGCAGUUACUACUUACUAGCGGGGAGUUCAUGGAAUCACUACUCCAGAUUGCCUCCACUUGGACAAAAUUGAGACACCCAGUGCCGCAACCUCGGCCCUUUCCUAAGCCCCUUUCGACCGCCGGUAAUUUAUCGAGGCCUCUUGCCUUCAAUUAUAAGUUUAAAAGCGUUCAAAUAUGCAAAUAUUCACCUCCUUUCGCAAUUAUGGCCAGUUUAAAUUUGUCUAUUGAAGAUCCAUUUAUACUUCCACAUGGUUUGAGAGUCUCAACAGAAACACUACAACAGAAACAUGAUUCGUUCUGUAGCUUGUCUUUGGCACUUGUAAAACUGGAUAGAAAGUAGAAUUAUGAGUAUUGUACUUUCAAUUAACAUUAUUUGUGGUAUCCAUUUGUAUUUAACCCUUUGCAAUUUUUGAUUCUUGGAUAUUUGUGCUAUACUUUGAAGAGUUUUGCUUCAAUGCACACUCCCUAUAAAAUUUAAUAAAUCACGAUGCAGAUUCAAGAUGGAGAUUAGGAUAUACCCGUUCAAUCAAAAAGAUUAGAUUGUUUGAUGGAUAGGGAGAAAAGGGAAUAGAAUUAGUUGGCCAUGAACGUUUUAAGAGGGGUGUACCGAAGCAAAACUCUACAUUGAAUCAACUGUAUCCAUGUUGUACCCAUGACAUGUUCAAUAUACAUGGCAUGAUUUGAGAGAGAUAUAUUGGAAAUGCAAUUCUUUAGUGUCAUAUAUUUAGAAAAUCAUGGUUCCAAUGUCUGGUGAGGGCCGACUGUUGUUGUCCCGCCUGGAUCUUGAACCACUCCAUCGGGAAUGACUGCCUGUUUGGUGUGGUGAUCGAGGAUAUCUUCCGUUAAUAGGAAAGACACUCAAUGGAUUGUCCACCACUAAUGUCUCAUGUCCUUGCCCUUUGCUUCCAUUAGUAUUAAAUAAGUAGAAAAUAUGUUUAUUUUCAUAAUUUUGUUUCCUUGCCUGAUUUUUUAAGCAGUACUUAAGCUUACAUUCCUUUUGUACUCAUGUUACUUGUGAUGAUAUUAAGGUUGUGAUAAUAUACAUUUUACCCCGCUGGCUUAUAGAUGCUUCUAGAUUCAUUCCCUUAUAGUAAUAAAAAGGAAUGAUGUGUUCUCUGUUACACUGUUUCAUCAAUCAGAUUUAGAGAAAGUGAAAAUGAUGUGAACAUAUUUAUAUGUAGUUCAUUGGCAUUCAUAAGUCUGAGGAACGAUCAACAGCUCAGGAAAAAUAAGAAUAAAGUCGUGAAGUUAAAUUAAAUGACUUUAUGCAUAAAUGCUUAGGUACAUUACAAAGUAAAUUUCCUUAUUAUAUUUUUUUUGAAACUUCAUACAAAUUAUCAAAUUUGUAAUAUUUUUUGCUUCUGCGAUUGGACUAUAUUCUCAGUGGACGUGAAUUUUCACGUGCAAGCUUACUAUGUUCUUCUAUUUCAUAAGUUGUGAUAUUUAUUUUGAAGUAAUAUGGAAUUGUAUGCAAAGCUCUGCUGCUGCCUUGAGUAGGUCAACGUUAAGAAGAGCAUAGUAUGUGAUUGUCCAAUGACGAAGAAAUGUAAGUCGACAGUGUUGCUCAUGGGUGGCAUUCAUAGUCCCAACGUCAAGCCUGGUGCAUGUACUAUUAUGUUUUCUUCUCCAAGCCUAUCUCUUUAAAGGGGCAGUCCGGUGCAUGUAGCUCCCGCUUGCACAGGGUUCGGGAAAAGGUCCGACCAUUUUGGGUCUAUUGUACGUGGCAUUUCCUUAUAUUUUUGCAAGAGGCAGUUUUCAAGACUUAAACCCGUAACCUCAUGGUCACAAGGCAACAACUUUACCAUUGCACCAAACAUAUCUCUUUAUUGAAUAAAUUUAUGAUGUGUAUUGGACCGUA
Messenger RNA from Hordeum vulgare subsp. vulgare (domesticated barley), 2111 nucleotides. RefSeq lists its product as uncharacterized. The coding region runs from base 60 to 593 and encodes 177 amino acids. Lineage: Eukaryota; Viridiplantae; Streptophyta; Magnoliopsida; Poales; Poaceae. The record is from RefSeq and is a predicted model, not a curated record. The transcript is spliced from 4 exons.